Molecule: messenger RNA, 5279 nt
Organism: Carassius gibelio (silver crucian carp)
Lineage: Eukaryota; Metazoa; Chordata; Actinopteri; Cypriniformes; Cyprinidae
Product: circadian locomoter output cycles protein kaput
Exons: 20
Coding region: 467-2842 (791 amino acids)
Biological process (GO): circadian regulation of gene expression; regulation of transcription by RNA polymerase II
Cellular component (GO): cytoplasm; CLOCK-BMAL transcription complex; nucleus
Molecular function (GO): DNA-binding transcription factor activity, RNA polymerase II-specific; E-box binding; protein dimerization activity
Source: RefSeq, a predicted model, not a curated record
GCAUGACUUCGACUGCUGGUGUGAAGUAGGCUUGGCCUAAAUGUUUUCAUCCUGUUCGAAACCGAGAGCGACCGCGAACCGCCGCCGAUCGAAGGUAAUAUAAGACAAGAAGUGUACGCUGAUAAUAUAUGUAUCGUUACAACCACCGAGUUAACACGCGUUUUAAAGGGUUCCAGAUUUCGCGGCAACCGGGAGGAGCUUCCGCUACGCGUCGCGUGUCACUAGGCCCGCUGACCCACAUUCGCGAGACCGCUCGCUCGAGGAAGUGCGCGCAUGAAAUUCAGCAUUUCAUUUAUAGUUAUUGCUCCGAUUAUUCAACGCAGCGCUGCAUUGUGAUCUCGGAGCCAAGGAGAUUAUAUCAGAACGGCACCUGUGUGGAUGCUUUCACAUUGGUGGGACCUCUUCAUAUGUCUUCCCAAUGCAACUGGUUUUUUAACCCCAGACUGAUCCAUGAGACUGCAUUAUCAUGAGCUCCAGAGACCGAGUUUCGAGAAAUAAGUCAGAGAAGAAAAGGCGAGACCAGUUCAAUGUCCUCAUUAAAGAACUUGGCACCUUGUUGCCUGGAAAUACACGCAAGAUGGACAAGUCUACGAUAUUGCAGAAGAGCAUAGACUACCUGUGCAGGCACAAAGAAAUUGCUGCACAGUCCGAGUCAAGUGAGAUCAAGCAAGAUUGGAAACCCCCAUUUCUUAGCAAUGAGGAGUUUACACAGCUGAUGCUAGAGGCGCUGGAUGGGUUUUUCAUAGUGAUGCUGACAGAUGGCAACAUCAUUUACUCCUCAGAAAGCGUAACUUCUCUACUUGAGCAUUUGCCUUCGGACCUGGUGGAUCAGAACCUUUUAAACUUUCUGCCUGUGGGGGAGCACAAAGAAGUCUAUAAAGUGCUUUCCUCACACCCGGACAUUGAAAACCUCAACUCUGAUUACUUCAAAUCCAAGAACCAGGUGGAGUUUUGUUGUCACAUGCUCCGAGGUUCUGUGGAUCCCCAAAAACCGCCUGUGUAUGAAUAUGUCAAGUUUAUUGGCAACUUUAAGUCACUCGCCAACAUGCCUCUUGCAACCCGAAAUGGCCUUGAGGGAAUUUUACAGCACACGUUGCAGCCGGCCUUCGACGAUAAAGUCUGUUUUAUUGCGACUGUGAGGCUCGCCAAACCCCAAUUCAUCAAAGAGAUGUGCAUGGUGGAGGAGCCCAAUGAAGAAUUUACGUCUCGACACAGUCUGGAGUGGAAAUUCCUCUUAUUAGAUCACAGAGCACCUCCUAUCAUUGGCUAUAUGCCCUUUGAGGUGUUGGGAACAUCAGGCUAUGACUAUUAUCACGUAGAUGACUUGCAUUCACUGGCCAAAUGCCAUGAGCAUUUAAUGCAGUUUGGUAAAGGGAAAUCGUGUUAUUAUCGCUUUCUAACUAAAGGGCAGCAGUGGAUUUGGCUCCAGACUAACUACUACAUCACCUAUCACCAGUGGAAUUCGCGACCAGAGUUUAUCGUGUGCACGCACACGGUUGUGAGUUAUGCUGAGGUGCGCACAGAGCAGAGGAGAGAGAUGGGUAUAGAGGAAUCUCCCCCUGAGCUGGCCGGAGAUAAGCAGUCUCAGAUUUCUGGCUCUCAAUCUCAAUUAAACACCUCCAGACUAAAGGAGGUCCUGGAGCGCUUCAGCAACAGUCGCACACCUUCCACCUCCUCAAGGAGCUCCCGCAAGUCCUCGCACACCGCUGUAUCCGACAAUACCUGCACCUCAACUCCCUCUAGGGUACAGAUGGACGUGAGCACUCCACCCCGGCCCGCCACUGUUGAUAUGACACCCCAACGCCGUUCCUCUAUCGGCACCCAGUCCAUGAGUUCCCAGAACACCAAUCAGACUGGAUCUCCGGUCCAAAUCAACCAACAGCAACAACCUCAACCACAGCAACAGAUUCAACCUAAUGCCCUGUUCUCUGCGCAGUUGAAUGCAAUGCAGCACCUGAAGGAGCAGUUGGAGCAAAGGACACGUAUGAUCGAAGCUAGCAUUCAGAAACAGCAGGAGGAACUGAGACAGAUUCAUGAGCAGCUGCAGAGGGUGCAGGGACAGGGCACUCAGAUGAUACUGCAGCAGUCGGGUGGUGGAAUGAGUGUACAGUUACCGCAAGUUGGAGGAGCACAGACUAACAUUUUAGGGGUUGGAGCACAGACUGGGGUCGUAGCUAUACAAGGCCAAAAUGUGACAAGUACAGCACAGAGUGGGACUGUUCCACAGCAACAGGCUCCUCGUUCCCUGCAGCAGGCCUCUUCUGUUACACAGCGUGGCCCUGUGUAUAAUACCAUGAUGAUCAGCCAGCCGGCCAAUGCCAGUGUUGUGCAGAUACCCAGCAGUCUGGCACCAAAAAUAAAUCAGGGAAAUGCAAUCAACAGGUUUCCUGCCGGGCAGCAGUUGGUCACUAAGAUUGUGACGGCUCCAAUGGCGUGUGGCACGGUCAUGGUACCUACAACAAUGUUUAUGGGUCAGGUUGUGACAGCUUACAGCCCGUUUGCACAGCAACAAGGUCAGACACAGACUAUAGCACUGCAGCCUCAAUCAACAGUGCCUGCAGAACAGCAGGCUCAAACUACCACAUUACAAACAAGUCAACAGCAGGGGGCGACGCAGCAACCAACAAAACAGCAACCACCAUUUUUACAGAGCACACGGCUUCUUCAUGGCAACCAGUCCACACAACUGAUCCUGCAGGCUUUCCCUAUUCAGCAGCAAGGUGCAUUUUCUCCAUCACCACAACAACAACAACAACAACAGCAACUGAAACCACAGACUCAGAAACAACAGAAAGGAACCCCUUCUUGUCAGACUGACAGCACUAGUGCCCAGUCUCAGUAACACGGAUGAACACAACAGCCAAUCAGAUGGAGGAGCCAGCUAACUUAGUCUCUUCUAGGAGUUUAUUGGUGCUGUAUUUCAUUUGAAAGGUCUACAAUAAAACCGCUCUUCAUGGAAGCACCUUAGAAGAUUUGAAGACAAGGAACUCCUUCAACAUGGCAGCUGCGUGGAACACAACACCACCAGAUGGACGCUAUGUUAACCCUUGCCGAGCGUUUCACCAAACCAACAGGUGGUUGCCAAACCCAUUAUUUAUUUCAACAGCAGAAAGUGUAGGAUUGCAAGCCUUUGCAUGGUCUUUGCCAAACAGAAACCCUGUUCUCAGUCUUUCACUGUAAACAGCCCAAAGAACUGAGUCUGUACAUCUCGUGUACCAUGUAAAUACACAACCGUAAAGGAACAAAGCAAGAUACUGAAUAUUUUAUAUGCUGCAUGAGAAGUGUAAACUUUAAUUUGUAAUUCCAGUUUUAUGAUUUCCAUUUUUAAGUAUUAUUUUAAUUUGAGCAUUUUUAUAUUAUGCAGAUAGUGACAUUUUCUACUUUUACCCCUUACCUGACAGUGGUCUCUUUACGUAUAGUUAGUUUUUUGUUUGUUUGUUUUUUGGAAAAUAUUAUUCCCCAUUGUCUCUGAAGUACAAAAAAUAAAGUCCAGUUUACAUUUAGUUCUAAUUAUGACACACAUUUGAUGCAGAAAGAUCAAAGUUAAUGGUUUUAAGAGGCCAAAUUGAGCUGCUUUGUUUAAAAAACAAAUUUACUUUAAUUUUGCUUUUUAGCUGAGUCAUAGUAGUCCACUAAAAUGUUUUUGUGCACCUUUCCCCCUGACUUAUAGCACUUAUUGUGUUCAUAUACACUAAAAUAGUCCAUCCUUCUAGUAAUUGUGAGCUAAUGGUCCUUUAAAGGGUUAGUUGACCUAAGAAUGAAAAUAAGCCUGUGUUUUACUCACCCUCGAGGCAUCCUAGGCAUAUGUGACUUUCUUCUUUCGGAUGAAUCCAAACAGAGUUAUAUAUAAAAAAUUGGAUUCGUCUGAAAAAAGAAAGUCAUACACAUCUAGGAUGCCUCGAGGGUGAGUAAAACAUAGGCUAAUUUAAAUUUUUCUGUGAACUAACCCUUUAAGUUACUUUGUGUAUGCAUGAACAGUAUGUGUAUUUCUCAGAUGAGAAUGACACGCCAUGAAUAAGCUUUGAAAUCCUCAAUCAUAAUUGCUUUUUUCUCCCUCAUGGUUUUGGGAGCUAUGCAAGAAGCCACAUCAAGAGCACAGUGUUUCUAUACUGAGGAUAGUCAAGAAUCCUGUCGACCUUUUAGAUCCCAUUUUCAAGGAUAAAAAUGAUAAUAUUGUCCUCUUCCAAUUUUGUUCCAAAGUUGUAAUACAACCUGGAGCAGGAUUAUCGUGCAGCUGUAGAGUCUUAAAGUUUAAGUGAUCUUCCUUUUAACUGUUUUUGUGUGAAUGUAUGUGUGUUCGAGAGAGAGAGAAUUUAAAGUGCAGGAUAUUAUAUCAAUGACAGUUUGUGACAAUUCCAGUAUCGCUGUUUUGGUUGCUACUGUGUGUAUUAACCCCAGCGAUGACCAAUCAGUUCUUGUGUUGCAGUAACUCAGCAUUCUAGAUGUUUCCCCGUUGGCUUGCUGGCUAUAUACCUCAGAAAUGGUUUUAUAUACGAAGUAUUCAAAUGCAUUUUAUUUUCAUAUGUCAAAAUACUUUGAAUUGCUGUGUUUAGACCGGGAGCACUGUUAAAGGAAUAUGAAAACUGAAUAGAUUUUUGACGUUGAUGACUUUUGGAAUUCCAAAAGUGGAGAUGCCCCUUAAAGUAGUUGCCCAACUUCCAUUUUUUUUCAUAGUGUUGUUGUGCGUUUUAUACGAUUGUAUUGUGCACUAAAACCUUCAGUUGUGUUAGCUGUUACAGUUGGAACCAAUGUUUCUCAUAGUGUGUACAAUCAAAAAUGACGUAAAAUUUACGCCCCCAAAAAUCUACUAACAGGUUGAAGAGAGAACUGAUAUGGAUGUCCCUGAAUAUUUCAAUCUUCUGUAUCCAUUAUUAUUGUUAUUAUUAUUAUUUUAUUUUUAUUUUUUUGUAUGCAACCAAAAAGAUUGUGCACUUUGAAUAUGAUAGUUAUUUGGUUCCAGCCCCAGACAUUUGAUUAUAAAAAAAAAAAAAAGUGUUUGACCUGAUGAAUAUCAGUGAAUAAUGAAUUUUGAAUCAUCAAAGAAGUAAAAUUAAUCAUCCUAGCCCAAAGGUGUUUAACCCCAAAACAUGUUCAUUUUGUUCAAACUGAAUUUGCUGUGCACUUCAGUACUACAAAACCAUGUUACCACAAAUGAUUGCCUGCAAAAAAUAUUACCUUCAGUGUGAAUUUGUGUGAACUGUCCUUUGUCAGUUUACCAAAAAACGUAAAUUUUUCCUCUGCAAUAUUCAAUCUUGAAAUAAAGCAAACGAUGUUAUUCA